Messenger RNA from Aspergillus niger, 3771 nucleotides. RefSeq lists its product as uncharacterized. Lineage: Eukaryota; Fungi; Ascomycota; Eurotiomycetes; Eurotiales; Aspergillaceae. The record is from RefSeq and is a predicted model, not a curated record. Gene Ontology annotation, cellular component: RNA polymerase II, core complex. Bases 1 to 3771 code for a protein of 1256 amino acids. Gene Ontology annotation, biological process: DNA-templated transcription. Gene Ontology annotation, molecular function: DNA-directed RNA polymerase activity; DNA binding; ribonucleoside binding. The transcript has 2 exons.
AUGGCCGACUACGAAGAUGCUUACGAGGAUGAGUACUACGAUGAUAUGGACGAGGGCAUCACCUCGGAGGAUUGCUGGACGGUCAUUUCGUCUUUCUUCGACACCAAGGGUCUAGUGUCACAACAACUGGACUCUUUCGAUGAAUUUAUCUCGUCGACAAUGCAAGAGCUGGUGGAGGAACAAGGCCAAGUAACACUCGACCAGACUCUCCCUCCCUCCGAAGAUGAAGUCGAUCCCGUGGUUGUCCGCCGAUACGAGCUGAAGUUUGGAACCGUCAUGCUCUCUCGACCGUCCGUUACUGAGGGUGAUGGUGCGACCACUAUCAUGUUGCCCCAGGAGGCUCGCCUGCGUAAUCUUACAUACGCUAGUCCCCUCUAUCUCGGUGUUACGAAGAAGAUUAUGGAAGGUCGCGAACGUCUGGUCGCCGACCGAGAUGAUGAUGAUAUGGCCGAAUCGACUGAGGAUAAAAAAGCUCACGGGACUUACCUGCAGUGGGAGCAGAAGGAGCUCCCUGCUGACCAGGCUAAGGAGGAGACCGUUUUUAUUGGAAAGAUGCCAAUCAUGCUCAAGUCCAAGUACUGUAUCCUCAAGGACUUGAGCGAGCAAGCUCUUUACAACUGGAACGAGUGCCCUUACGACUCUGGUGGUUAUUUCAUCAUUAACGGAAGUGAAAAGGUGUUGAUCGCCCAAGAGCGCAGUGCUGGAAACACGGUUCAAGUCUUCAAGAAGGCACCACCUAGUCCCACGCCCUAUGUCGCGGAAAUUCGGAGUGCCGUCGAGAAGGGAUCAAGACUCCUUUCUCAGUUGUCCCUGAAGCUGUUUGCCAAGGGUGACAGUGCCAAGGGUGGAUUUGGUCCUACGAUUCGGUCGACUUUGCCUUACGUGAAGACCGACAUUCCCAUCGUCGUUGUGUUCAGAGCCCUUGGUGUGGUUUCUGAUGAGGAUAUUCUGAACCACAUUUGCUACGACCGGAAUGACACGCCGAUGUUGGAGAUGCUGAAGCCUUGUAUUGAGGAAGGUUUCGUUAUUCAGGACCGUGAGGUGGCGCUGGAUUUCAUUGCCAAGCGUGGAUCGUCUCAGUCUAGUAUGAACCACGAGCGUCGUGUCAGAUACGCACGCGAAAUCAUGCAGAAGGAGUUCCUUCCCCACAUCUCUCAGAGCGAAGGUAGCGAAACCCGCAAAGCCUUCUUCCUGGGUUACAUGGUACAUAGGCUCCUGCAGUGUGCUUUGGGCCGUCGGGAUGUCGAUGAUCGUGACCACUUCGGUAAGAAGCGUCUCGACUUGGCUGGUCCUCUUCUUGCAAAUCUUUUCCGAGUUCUGUUCACUCGUGUCACUCGUGACCUUCAGCGGUACGUGCAGAGAUGCGUGGAGACGAACAGGGAGAUUUACUUGAACAUUGGUAUCAAGGCCAGCACCUUGACAGGAGGUCUGAAGUACGCUCUUGCCACGGGUAACUGGGGAGAGCAGAAGAAGGCAGCCAGCGCCAAGGCUGGUGUAUCUCAAGUGCUCAGUCGUUACACCUAUGCCUCUACGUUGUCCCACCUUCGUCGUACCAAUACACCAAUUGGCCGUGACGGUAAGAUCGCCAAACCUCGUCAGCUCCACAACACCCAUUGGGGUCUUGUCUGUCCAGCUGAAACCCCUGAGGGUCAAGCUUGUGGUCUGGUCAAGAACUUGGCGCUCAUGUGCUACAUCACUGUUGGUACGCCUAGUGAGCCCAUUAUUGAUUUCAUGAUUCAACGCAACAUGGAAGUGCUUGAAGAGUUUGAGCCGCAGGUGACGCCAAAUGCGACUAAGGUGUUUGUCAACGGUGUCUGGGUGGGUAUUCAUAGAGAUCCCGCGCACCUGGUGAACACCAUGCUCUCCCUCCGUCGCCGGAACAUGAUCUCGCACGAGGUCAGUUUGAUUCGCGAUAUUCGUGAGCGAGAGUUCAAGAUCUUUACCGAUGCUGGACGUGUGUGUCGACCACUGUUCGUCGUCGACAAUGAUCCCAAGAGCGAGAACUGCGGCUCGCUGGUACUGAAUAAGGAACACAUCCGCAAACUGGAGCAAGACAAGGAUUUGCCCCCCGAUCUGGAUCCAGAAGAUCGCAGGGAGCGCUACUUCGGUUGGGAUGGUUUGGUGAAGUCUGGUGUCGUCGAGUACGUCGACGCCGAGGAGGAGGAGACGAUCAUGAUCGUGAUGACACCGGAGGAUCUGGAGAUCUCGAAGCAACUUCAGGCCGGUUAUGCCCUUCCCGAAGAAGAGCUGCACGAUCCCAACAAGCGUGUCCGUUCCAUUCUGAGUCAAAAGGCGCACACCUGGACACACUGCGAGAUUCACCCCAGUAUGAUCCUGGGUGUCUGCGCCAGUAUCAUUCCUUUCCCCGACCACAACCAGUCUCCUCGUAACACCUACCAGUCUGCCAUGGGUAAACAAGCUAUGGGUGUGUUCCUGACGAACUUUGACCAGCGCAUGGAAACCAUGGCCAACAUUCUGUAUUACCCGCAGAAGCCUCUGGCGACAACACGGUCUAUGGAAUUCUUGCGGUUCCGUGAGCUUCCUGCCGGCCAGAACGCCAUUGUUGCUAUUGCCUGUUAUUCCGGUUACAACCAGGAAGAUUCGGUUAUUAUGAACCAGAGCAGCAUUGACCGUGGUCUUUUCCGCAGUCUGUUCUACCGUACAUACACCGACAGCGAGAAGAUGGUCGGACUCACAGUCGUUGAACGCUUCGAGAAGCCUAUGAGAUCGGACACGAUCGGUAUGAGAAAGGGUACCUACGACAAGCUUGACGAGGACGGUAUCAUUGCUCCUGGUGUUCGUGUAUCCGGUGAGGAUAUCAUCAUCGGUAAGACGGCGCCAUUGGCACCCGAAGCGGAGGAACUUGGUCAACGUACCAAGGCCCACACCAAGCUGGAUGUGUCGACUCCUCUCAGAAGUACGGAGAACGGUAUCGUGGACCAGGUCUUGGUGUCUACGAGCAACGAUGACCUGAAGUUUGUGAAGGUGCGCAUGAGGACGACCAAGAUUCCCCAGAUUGGAGACAAGUUCGCUUCGCGUCACGGACAGAAGGGUACCAUCGGUAUCACAUACCGUCAGGAAGACAUGCCUUUCACUCGGGAGGGUGUGUGCCCCGACUUGAUCAUCAACCCUCACGCCAUUCCGUCCCGUAUGACAAUCGCGCACUUGAUCGAGUGUCAACUCAGUAAAGUGUCAUCGCUGCGUGGAUUUGAGGGAGAUGCGACGCCAUUCACUGACGUUACGGUCGACUCGAUCUCUCGUCUCCUGCGGGAGCACGGAUACCAGUCCCGUGGCUUUGAGGUGAUGUACAACGGACACACUGGACGCAAGCUGGUUGCGCAGGUCUUCCUGGGACCGACGUACUACCAGCGUCUGCGCCACAUGGUCGACGAUAAGAUCCACGCCCGUGCGCGUGGACCGACUCAGAUCUUGACGCGACAGCCGGUGGAAGGUCGUGCUCGUGACGGUGGUCUCCGAUUCGGAGAGAUGGAACGCGAUUGUAUGAUUGCGCACGGAGCCAGCGCUUUCCUGAAGGAGCGGUUGUUCGACGUGUCCGAUCCUUUCCGGGUGCACAUCUGCGACGACUGUGGCUUGAUGACCCCUGUUGCGAAACUCAAGAAGGGACUCUUCGAGUGUCGACUGUGUAACAACAAGCACCGAAUCUCCCAGGUGCAUAUCCCGUAUGCAGCCAAGCUUCUGUUCCAAGAGCUGGCCUCGAUGAACAUUGCCGCUCGCAUGUUUACCAACCGGUCUGGCGUGUCCGUGCGGUGA